AUGAAGAGAAAUAUGGUACCGGUUUUAAGGAGUUGUCAUUCUUUUUCCAAACUGAUUAAUACUCGUUUUUAUACUACAUCUAAUCUUAAGAAUGGGUUGGCUCAUCCAUUUUUCAAAUUAUCGCCAAUGGAACAAUUUUCUCUAUGUUUCUCUGAAAGAAAAACUUCAUUAGCAAAUGGGUCUAAAAUAUUUCCAAUUUUUACAGAAGAUCUUUCAAAUAUGAAGCAAACUUUACAAUUAAACUCUAUUAAUCUUUCAAAUAAAAAGGAGGUUAUCAAAUGGUUGCAAAAGUAUGAUAAAGAAGUUAAUGUGGAAUCUUCAAAGAGUAAAUUAAAAAAUUUUAGUACAAAUAAAGAUGACACUAUGCCGACAAGUUUCAUUAAUAAAGAGAAAUAUCCACAAUUAAACGAAAUCAUUGAGCUGUUCAAGAAUGAAACCUUAAUUACUAAAGAUCCUGUAACUUUGAAUUCAUUAAUUGAUUAUUUUCUCCUGAAUAAUCAGUCAGGUAUCUUUGCAGAAAAUAUCUACAUUUUCUUAUUGAACGAAUAUUCCGAUUCUAUUGAUAAAUUAAACUUAAUUCUUGGAUCACUUAAAUUACAUCUAAAUAAUAAAUUAGAUUAUUUCCCCGAUAUUGAAAAUAUCAUUUUAAAAAUUUUAAUCUCGAUUAAUAAAUUAUCAAACUAUCCAAAGAUUGAGUUCUUUGAUAACGAGUUCCAUAAUUUAUUAAAGAACAUAUCCAUUAAAUUCAAUUUUCAGGAUACAUUAUCACCAUUUAAUGAUGCAGUUAUUCAUCAAAUGUUGCAGUAUCAUCUAUUUAAAACUCAAAAUUUGAUAGAAUGUAAAUUUUUGAUCGGUUUGUUGCUUUCUAGCAGACAUAUAAGGCCAUCAAAUGAACUUCUACAUUGUUAUCUAAAUUUAUUAAAUAAAAAAACACAAACUUUAAGCUUCAAAGAUUCCAAAUUACAAAAAUUGAUAUAUUUAUCUGAUUUCAGAAUUUUAAUUGAACAAUACCCUACUAUUGAAUUGAUUCGUUUUAUUUUACCACUAUGUGGUAGCUUUAAUGAAUUAAGAAACAUCCUAAAUAUUAUAAUGAAACAAGAUAACAGUUUGCAAUAUUUUGAAACUUUAACAGACUUAAUUAUUAAGCAAUACGAGGUUGUAUGUCAAUGGGAUAAAUCAAUUAUGGGUUCUGUGGAGACUAUUCAUCUAUACAAUUGUUUCAAUGUAAUCUAUAAAGGACAGAUUCCUGUUGAUCCCUUAAAUAAAAUACUUAUAUUGAUGGGGUCAAAUGGCAAUUAUUCAAUGAUAGCUUAUAUAUUAAACCAAAAUAAAGGAUUACAAAAGGAUUCAGGAAUUCUAAAAGAGAUUAUUAACGAAUUUCCUCCUAAUGAUUCCCUAGAGAAAAAGAAAUUUACAAAACUAUUUAAACUUUCUUCAACCAUCAAAUAA
Arxiozyma heterogenica is the source of this 1449-nucleotide messenger RNA. It is a transcript of the gene AEP1, whose product is annotated as Aep1p. Lineage: Eukaryota; Fungi; Ascomycota; Saccharomycetes; Saccharomycetales; Saccharomycetaceae. The coding region runs from base 1 to 1449 and encodes 482 amino acids. The transcript has a single exon. Gene Ontology annotation, biological process: regulation of translation. The record is from RefSeq and is a predicted model, not a curated record. Gene Ontology annotation, molecular function: translation regulator activity.